GUCGCCGUAGGCCUUCGCGAGCACAUCCGCAGCCGGACGUCAAUCCCGCUCCGCUCGACUGCUGCCAGAUAAUCUUCCCGUUGCUCACCGACGUUCCUCCACACCACUCGACACACUCCACUGCCCGCAAUCACGCCUCGACGCUCGCUGCCAGCCCCUUGAACUCGCCUCCUGUGCUACCGCGACAAAUUUCACCACACCUCACCAUGUCUGAGACUAAGGAAUUCACCUACUCAGACGUCUCGGAGCACGCCUCCAAGAAGGACCUCUACAUUGUCAUCCACGACAAGGUCUACGACUGCACAAGCUUCGUCGACGAGCACCCCGGUGGUGAGGAAGUCCUCCUCGAUGUUGGUGGCCAAGACUCGACCGAGGCUUUCGAGGAUGUCGGCCACUCGGACGAGGCGCGCGAGAUCCUCGACGGUCUGCUCGUUGGCACCCUGAAGCGCCAGGCGGGCGACCCCACGCCCAAGACAUACGGACACACCAGCUCGACCGCCUCCACAACCGAAGGCGCCUCGACCGGCGUCGGUCUCUACGCCAUCAUUCUCAUUGGCGGUGCCCUCGCCUUCGGUGCCUACACGUACCUCCAGAGCCAGAGUGAGCAGCAGUAAAUGCGUCCUAUUGAGGCACCGCGACCGGCAACGCACAGGCUGAGCGGCGACGGCGCACGGCGAAUCCGUCGACGGCACGACGAGCACGGUCCGGGCAUCCUACGAGAGCCGUGUAGCAGAGUUCGAGGGCACGGGCGUUAGAUCUCGGCAGUUGAGCUUGAGCACAUAGGGCACAUUACAGGCGCACAAGAUGUUCAGCUACAUUCUGUAUGAAGGGCUUUGGGAUAGAUGGCAAUCCAAUUUUGACACAAGCCCACACGUCUCUAUAAAAGCGUUGCUGAUUGUGCAGUAACCUCGUAUCACAGCU
Didymella exigua CBS 183.55 is the source of this 921-nucleotide messenger RNA. RefSeq names its product cytochrome b5. The transcript has 3 exons. The coding region runs from base 207 to 614 and encodes 135 amino acids. Gene Ontology annotation, biological process: sterol biosynthetic process. The record is from RefSeq and is a predicted model, not a curated record. Lineage: Eukaryota; Fungi; Ascomycota; Dothideomycetes; Pleosporales; Didymellaceae. Gene Ontology annotation, cellular component: endoplasmic reticulum membrane; intracellular membrane-bounded organelle. Gene Ontology annotation, molecular function: heme binding.